UGUUACCGAUAAUUUUACUUUCCAUGCACGUGGGCCUGUUUAGUGUUUAAAUUUAUUGAAUAUAAAAAAGUAGUUAAACAAAUGUCUUCGUCUUUUUUUUUAAAGCCAGGCGCGGCUAAACAAGCCAACAAAAAACGCAAGAAUAUUGCGGCAAAAGCAAAAAAAGGCGUCACAAAACCAGGGAAACGUACCCAAAAUGCAGCAGCUCCACCGCCUAAAAAACAACGACGAGCCAAAGUUGAUGAUGAGGAAAUCGCCAGUGAUGAUGAUGAGUAUGGCAGUGAUGUGGGCGGUGAUGCACUCACCUUCUCAGCUGACGAAGCAGAAGAAGCUGAAACACCACAAGACAAACGUUUGCGUUUGGCCAAACAAUAUUUGUCGGAGAUUGAGAGACAGGAGGCGGAACGUGCUGAAGAUCGGGAGCUAAGCAAAAGCAUCGAACAACGCCUGCAGACUGAGUAUCUGGAUAGUGUGGGGCGAUUAAGACGCAACAUUGCUGGCAACAUUAAAUCAUGCAUCAUAGAAGGGAACCUCAAACACAAGCUCCAUCACACGCCGUUGUGUGCUCUUGCCCUAAGUGCGGAUGGCAAAUACCUCUAUGCUGGCGCAAAGUCGCAAUAUGUGCUUCGUUGGUGCACGGAGAGUGGCAAAGUUCUGGGGAAAUGCGAUGUGUUGCCGCAUCGCGAGGAACCCGAAACCGGCAAGAAGCGAAGAUCCCAUGUUAUUGCCAUAUGUCUGUCUAGUGAUAUGAAGUUCAUGGCUAUUGCUGAGGGCGGUCCCCACAUACAGAUCUGGUGUCCACAGACAAUGAAGCAUGUGAAAACCUUUAAAGGCCACAGGGAUAAUGUUUCUGCAUUGGUUUUUCGCAAGGGAACGCAUGAAUUGUACUCAGCGGCCAAGGAUCGUUCAGUGAAAAUAUGGUCUUUGGAUGAAUUGGCCUAUGUGGAGAGCUUGUUUGGUCACCAGACGGCUGUCACAAGUAUAGAUGCAUUGAGUCGCGAGAGAGCAAUUACUGCUGGCGGUUCUGAUUGCUCAUUGCGCAUUUGGAAGAUAACGGAGGAGUCGCAACUGAUAUACAACGGACAUAAAGAUGGCAUUGAGUGUGUCAAACUGAUCAACGAUGAGCAUUUUGUAUCCGGCGGCGUUGACGGUGCAAUUAGUCUGUGGAGCGCAUUAAAAAAGAAACCAAUCUGCACAACACAAUUAGCCCAUGGGAAGGGAGAUAAUGCUGUAGCGAACUGGAUAACAGCAAUAGCCGUGGUGGUCAACACGGAUCUGAUUGCGACAGGUUCCUGCGAUGGAUGUGUGAGGCUUUGGCAAGCAAAUCCGAAUGCACGAAAACUUCAGCAGAUGAAUAGUAUAUCGAUUGGAGGCUUCAUUAAUGGUCUGACGUUUAAUGCAGAUGGCACAAAACUUUAUGUGGCCGUUGGUCAGGAGCAUAGGUUGGGGCGUUGGUGGCGGCAUAAAGACGCCAGAAAUAAUAUAGUUGUAGUUGACAUUAAGUUACAGAGCACAACCAGCAAAUAGGUUAAAUGUAAGCUUUAAUAAUGUUGUACCUAGAAGAAAUCGGCCGACUGUAUUGUAUGUCGAUCUUCAGUUAAGACAUAAAACUGUUUAUAAUGAAAGA
Messenger RNA from Drosophila nasuta, 1627 nucleotides. It is a transcript of the gene U3-55K, whose product is annotated as U3 small nuclear riboprotein factor 55K. NCBI's taxonomy places the organism in Eukaryota, Metazoa, Arthropoda, Insecta, Diptera, Drosophilidae. The record is from RefSeq and is a predicted model, not a curated record. Gene Ontology annotation, molecular function: protein binding; U3 snoRNA binding. The transcript has 5 exons. Gene Ontology annotation, cellular component: small-subunit processome. Bases 82 to 1527 code for a protein of 481 amino acids.